AUGAGGCGCUCGGCCCAGGCGCAUGACCCCUUGGCGGACUACAAGGUCCAUGAAAUCAAAGUGCUGUCCGGCAAGGAGGACGUGCCGAGAGCGCGACAGCUGCUCGAGAGCGUCGCCCGCCAAGUCCAGCCCAUCAUGCGGCGGCGCCAGUGGCGCGUCCCCCUCCUGUCCGAGUUCUUCCCGCGCAACCCCAACCUCCUGGGCAUCAACAUAAACCGCGGCCAGGAGAUCCGCAUCCGGCUGCGGCCCCACCACCGCCCGGCCGACUUCUACGACGACUCGCACAUCAUCAUGACCAUGCUGCAUGAGCUGACCCACAUAGUGCACGGCCCUCACCUGGCACCGUUCUACAAGCUUCUGGAUGAGCUCAAGGCCGAGGCAGAGGAGUUGAUGGCUAAGGGCGUCUCCGGCACAGGCCAGGGCUUCGAUGCUGCGAGCGUGGGGCGGCUGGGGCAGUACAGCUUCAUCCCGACUCACAACCCACCAGAGUACAAGAAGCGAGACGCUGUGCUCAAGGUGGGCAGUCGGGGGAUUUCUACUGCAGGGAAGCUGACAUCGUAA
Monoraphidium neglectum is the source of this 561-nucleotide messenger RNA. RefSeq names its product DNA damage response protein WSS1. The transcript has 6 exons. The record is from RefSeq and is a predicted model, not a curated record. NCBI's taxonomy places the organism in Eukaryota, Viridiplantae, Chlorophyta, Chlorophyceae, Sphaeropleales, Selenastraceae. The coding region runs from base 1 to 561 and encodes 186 amino acids.